Messenger RNA from Entelurus aequoreus (snake pipefish), 3157 nucleotides. Its product is annotated as gastrula zinc finger protein XlCGF57.1-like. Gene Ontology annotation, molecular function: RNA polymerase II cis-regulatory region sequence-specific DNA binding; DNA-binding transcription activator activity, RNA polymerase II-specific. The record is from RefSeq and is a predicted model, not a curated record. Gene Ontology annotation, cellular component: nucleus. Bases 197 to 1831 code for a protein of 544 amino acids. NCBI's taxonomy places the organism in Eukaryota, Metazoa, Chordata, Actinopteri, Syngnathiformes, Syngnathidae. Gene Ontology annotation, biological process: regulation of transcription by RNA polymerase II. The transcript is spliced from 2 exons.
GCAUGCGCAAACGGACGGACUACUUUCGCGGGCAACAAGAUGGCGGACUGGGCGACUGCGGCGUCCUAAAGACGUUUCUGCGAUCCACCCGCCAUAUAUAUUCUUAACGAUUCGUCUUUUUGAAGACCACGGAACGCAGGUUGAGUUUGCAGCGGUGGAGUGUUACCUGAAGUGAAGAUUGAAGACGUGAUAGAAGAUGGACGACUACUGCUAUGCUAAGAUGGCGACGUCCGCUAAAAGAGAACAUGAGAGAGAAUCAGCGCCACCAACUUCCAGCAAAUCACCAACGGAGAUAAAGACGAAAACUGCAGACAAAGACGUCCAGCAGCUGAUCGGUAAUCCAGAAGAAGUUUCCCCUCAGUUAGGGGGGAGCUCCACUUUGAAGGAGGAGGCUCCACAACCCCCCUGCAUUAAAAAGGAAGAGGAGGAACUCUGCAUCACUCAGGAGGGAGAGUGUCUUCUAGGACGAGAGGAAGCUGAUCUCACCAAGUUGCCACUGACUGUUGUCUCUGUGAAGACUGAAGAUGAUGAAGAGAAACCACAAGCAGACAACUUCUUAGCUUCACUAUCAGAUAGUGAGGCUGAAGAGGAAGUUGAAGUAACUUUGAGCAGCGAUACAGACUGUGAAGGUGAUAUGAGGACUCACACUGACAACAAACAGUCUGAAUGCUCUAAAAAAAAGAAAGGUAAAAAAAAUUUGAGUUGUUCGGUUUGUGGUAAAAGUUUUGCUCACAGGAGUAAUUUGGCUUACCACAUGAGAACACACACAGGAGCAAAACCAUUUAAUUGUUCAGUUUGCGAUACAAGCUUUUCUAGAAAGGGUACUUUGAUUGAACACAUGAGAACGCACACAGGAGAAAAACCAUUUAAUUGCUCACUUUGCGGUAAAAGCUUUUCUCAAAAGGGCAGUGUGACUAAACACAUGAAAACACACACAGGUGAAAAAACACUUAUUUGCUCAGUUUGCAGUCAAGUAUUUGUUUCCAGACAAGGUCUAGUUCGCCACUUGAGAAAACACAUGGCAAGCGAUACAGGCAGUGAAAGUGAUAUGAGGACUCACACUGACGACAAGGACUCCAAAUGCCCUCAAAAGAAGAAAAAUGAAAAAUGUUUGAGCUGUUCGGUUUGUGGUAAACUUUUUACUCACAAGAGCAAAUUGACCUACCACAUGAGAACACACACGGGAGAAAAACCAUUUAAUUGUUCAGUUUGUGACACAAGCUUUUCUGUAAAAAGUAAUUUGAUUGACCACUUAAAAAGACACACUGGAGAAAAGCCAUUUAGUUGCUCACUAUGUUGCAAUAGUUAUGCUCGAAAGAGCCAUUUGACUGAUCACAUGAGAACACACACAGGAGAAAAACCAUUCACUUGUUUAGUUUGUGGUAAAAGAUGCUCUCAAAAGAGCAGUGUGACUAUACACAUGAAAACACACACAGAAGUAAAAACAUUUAACUGCUCAGUUUGCAGUGAAAUAUUUGCCACCAAACAAGGUUUAUUUCGCCACAUGAGAACACACAAAGGCGGGAAAACGUUUACUUGUUCAAUUUGUGCCAAAAGUUUUACUCAAAAUAGCAGUUUGACCGAUCACAUAAGAUUACACACAGGGGAAAAACCAUUUAACUGCUCAGUUUGCAGCAAAAUAUUUGCCUCCAAACAAGGUUUAUCUCGCCACAUGAGAACACACAAAGGCGGAAAAACAUUUACUUGUUCAAUUUGUGGCGAAAGUUUUUCUCAAAAUUGCAGUUUGAUUGAGCACGUAAGAUUACACACAGGAGAAAGCCAUUUAAAUGCUCAGUUUGUCACUAAAGCUUUACUAAAAAUGGCAGUUUAACCCAGCACAUGAGAACACACACAAGAGAAAAACAUUUAGUUGCUCAGUUUGCUGCAAAAACUUUGUCUCCAGUCAAGGUUUAUUUCAACACCAGCAACCCCAAAAGGGACAAGCGGUAGAAAAUGGAUGGAUGGAGAUUACACACAGGGGUAAAACCAUUUAAUCAAUCACUCUGCGUCAAAAGAUUCCCCCGUAAUGCAGAUGCUGUAAAACAUGUGAGAACAAAUAAGGGAAAAUAACCACUCAGCUGUUUAGUUUGUGGUAUGUUGCUCAUACGUGGUGACAUCCAUCCAAACCCAGGGCCUCAUCAAAAUAUGUGCACUGCUUCUUUCUUGCACGUAUUUGUGCAAUUUGGGAUUAUCUCAUCAUAUUCUUAUCUCCUUGCGACACCAUGUCUUCUGUGUAUCUGAAACGUUCCUGAGAAUUAAGCAUUUCUUUAUUCAAACAGUUACCCAGCAUCCCCUCUGUGUGUCACCAAAGUAUCCACAGCUUGUAGAAAUGUGCGUACGACAGCCGUGAAGUUGGCGUGAGGCACCGCACAUUUCCGCCUUCAGUUCACUCUCCAUACAUCUCUACUUUGACGUGAAAAAGGACGCACGCCAGGUUUUUGUGCGUACGCACGCUUAAUACAUGAGGCCCCUGGUGUUGAUGUUUUGUGUCUACAGACCAACAUCAGAUGAUGCACAAAGAAUCUCACCUGAGUUGCAGCACAAAAGCAGCCAAGUUUUCUCAACCAUGAAAUUCUGUCCCAAAGAUGUUGUUAUAAAAUUGUGUUGUCCUGACACUUCAAAGACUAAUUAAUGGCCCUGAUGGGAUCUCGGUAACUCUACUUAAAAAUGUGUGCUGGAGCUUGGUGGUUCCACUUCUUCAUUACUGCCCCCUAUCUGCUGGUGAAUCACAUCCUUACUUUUUUCUUUGUUUUAACAAUUGUUUCCCUUAUGAUGGACGAUCUUAACAACUCUGAUUUUUUUUUUUUUUCACCAAAAUCAUUGAAACCAUUUCCACAGGUGUAUAAAUAAGUAUGUUGAUUUUCUACCAUUUUUACGGAAUUAUUUUGGUUUAUGUGACGUCAUGUGUGUUCACUUCCGGUUGUAUGUAGACACGUCAUGUAUGGAUCGUCAUGUUUACCUUUACUGUAUAGUAGUUGUAGUUUAAUAUUUUGCUUUAUUGUCUGAAAAUGAAUGACAGUCUGACAACUACUGAAGAUAUUUUUCUUUUGACCACAUUUUGAAAAUUAUUAGAUUUUUUUUCAUGAUCACAUUGAUUCCGUUUUGAAAGACGGUGUUGUUUUGUUUUGUGUGUUGUUUUGUAUCGCUUUGUUAUUGA